AUAAUCACUGACAAAGUUCCCUCGAUUUACAAUCCUCUUCAGAGGAGACAUCCUUCUAAAUAUAGAUUCGUUUUCUAUUGAAAUAUCGAAUAAGUUUUAGGGGUUUUAAUAAUUCUCUAUAGGUAUUUAUAGUUAUACAGAUUAUAUUGAGCUAUGGGGGCAACACCAGUGACGUCCAUCGUACUCUGGAUAUCGAACGCGACUGUCGUAGCGCUGGAUGUUCACGUCUAUAUAAAUGCGUGCCGUCGGCGGGUGCGCUCAGUGUGUGUCAUGCCUUGUGAAAGCGAGCAUCGUCCGUGAUGGCGGCUUUGGCGCGAUUGAAGAUGCAAUGCGGCAUCGUGGCACUGCCGCUUGUCAUCGUAAUCGUGUGCAGUGUGGAUAUCGUGAGUGGGAUGUUCGAGGUUCGACAGUGUAGUCACCGAUAUCCCCGAGCACACGAGAUUAUUCAUGGCGUCCAUAUAGAGCCAGCACACGAAGUAAAAAAACGUAGCAUCAAUCAGCCGCUUAGAAUUUUGUUGUCGUACGAUGAAAGUGUCUACAGAUUGGACGAUGAAAAAUUGGAUCUCAUUAAUAACACUAUUCUGCCUGAAGCUGUUCAUUUUUGGGAACGAACACUCAUGGUCCGUGAGACGAAGAAAACUAUUAGAUUGAACAGAAAAUGCGAAAGUAGUCAAGUGUUUGUUAAAGAUCACCACACACACUGUAUAGACACCUGUCGUCCUACCACAAUGUGCGGGGAUGUUGUCGUCCCUGAAGAUCACCUUGACGUUUGCCGGACGUGUAACGCAACAGGACACAACUGCGGCAUAGCAGAAGGAAGUAAGGCAGGUCGAGGAAUUGAUGGCGCUGAUUUUGUCUUUUAUGUGUCCGCAAUGCAAACUCAAAGAUGUCACAAAGGAUUGACAGUGGCUUAUGCUGCGCAUUGCCAACAAGAAGCUACGCUAGAUCGACCAAUAGCUGGUCAUGCGAAUCUGUGCCCAGGAAGUAUCAGUACGAAGCCUCAAGAGCUGGAAACCCUGCUGAGUACAGUGAAACACGAAAUAUUGCACGCCUUGGGAUUUUCUGUGAGCCUAUAUGCUUUCUAUCGCGAUGAGAACGGCGAACCCAGAAGUCCCAGAAGAAGUGAUACGGGAAAACCAGCAUUAAAUGAAAAGUUUCAAACUCACGAAUGGAGUGAGAACACAAUCAAAACUGUGAUUAGGCCACAUUGGCAAGUGCAUGGUGGUUACGUAGAAAGGUCGAUGCAAAUGAUAGUCACACCUCGUGUUCGUGCUGAAGUUCAAAAUCAUUUUAACUGUACAAAAUUAGAGGGUGCUGAGUUGGAAGAUCAAGGAGAGGAUGGCACAGUCUUAACACACUGGGAGAAGCGAGUGUUUGAAAAUGAAGCAAUGACAGGAACUCACACACAGAACCCAGUGUAUUCCAGAAUAACUCUCGCUCUUAUGGAAGAUACUGGAUGGUAUAGCGCGAAUUAUUCAAUGGCUCAAGAAUUGGGGUGGGGUAAAAAUCUUGGUUGCGAGUUUGCAAUGUCAUCUUGCAAAGAAUGGAUAUCCUCCAAGUCUAAACUCGAAGGGAAAUCUAUUCAUCCGUUUUGCAAUAAAGUGAAACAAGAUCCAUUACAGACUGAAUGUACCGACGACAGAAGUUCGGUCGCAUUGUGCAACUUGAUUAAACAUCCGCAACCAUUGUCCAAGAAGUAUCAGAACUUUGACUCAAUUCCUCAUGUGCCAGCUGGAGAAGAACAAUACUACGGUGGUUCAGUAUCUCUGGCGGACUAUUGUCCAUACAUACAAGAAUUUACAUGGAGGGCUCGGAAUAUAGUAAUCAGGGGCUCUCAUUGUCUUUACGAAGAGAAUAAUCCUCAUCCUGAAAAAAAUUUUGCAUUAGAAAAGUAUGGUCCACACUCGAGGUGCUUUGAUCACACAAAUGAAAUGUGGGAGGAAAGAACAUGCAAACAAGCUAGACAAUGGCAACACUGGGGUUCUGGUUGUUAUCAGUAUAUAUGCGAAGCCGGGAGAUUGCAUAUCAUGGUUGCAAAUUACACUUAUACCUGCUACCAGGCUGGUCAAGAAAUAGCUGUUAGAAUAAUACAAAAUGGCUGGCUUCACAAGGGUGCUCUGACUUGUCCUGCAUGUCGAGAUAUUUGUGAGAUGGAGCUAAAAGAAAAAGAGGAUCAUUGCAAACCAAGCGAUGAACACCCACCUGCUAUAUAUUACCAUAGAGACAAUCUUCAAUGCGCGUCUGCAGGACUAUUUACAAAUUUACGAACGUUUAUCAUCUUAAUAUAUUUGUCUGUUUUCAGAUGAUACGACGUAGAUGUUAGGUAAUAUUUUUAUUAAUGUUAGAUCGAUGAUGUACCGUAAAAAUAUCGGUUAAAAUGUUUUUUAAUCGCGACUUGGAGAAUGAUAGAGAGGAAUCCUUAGGAAUGAAUAAUACAUUCCUGAAAUGACCGUACGCCAAGAUGGCAAUUUUAUUUUAAUAACCUAUUGGGAGACAAAUUUUCUCAAUGAGAACUCUCGCGAAUGAUUAAACGAAUGUGCAUAGAAUGUGCGAAAACAUUGAUACAUAUUGUAUUUCAUGUGUGCAAUGUAAAUUUUCGAAUGGUCUCUUAUUACGACAGAAAAUGACUCUUGCGAGGCGGACAUACAUUCCCACUGGACUACGACUUCCGUGUGGUUAUUACUGCCUCCAUUGAGAUGGUAUAUUUUGUCACACAGAAUGUAUUUAUAGUGAUGAACGAUUUUAAUUUAUCAAUUGUUAAUAAAGUUCGUAGAGCGUCACUUAUAAAUAAAUAAAUACAAAUAAAUUAUUCGAGGCCUUCACGGCCCGAUUCUUUAGUAUUGAUAUUAACUGAGGUUUUCGAAUGUGAAAGGUGACGUAAAUAGAAGAGGUCGCUCACUUUUGGGGAGAGGAGCGGUGGAGUUACACCCCCAGCGCGCUGAUAGACUCGAGCAUGGAGUGGGGGCUUUUUUUGUGAUCGAGAGCUUUAGUUAAUAUCAAAUAUAAGUAGUUUUUAGGCUUAUAAGAUUGUACAAGUGCUAAGAUUACCUGUGAAUGAUACACUGAGACCUGCGUAUUUCAUUAUGUCAUUCAGGUUCACUCCAGUCAUCGUACCAAUCCCACUCCUCAAGGUCUUGGUAUGCCAUUGUAACCCUACGCUGGUCGAUUUGACAGUACUAUGGACUUGCAGUGUGAUUCGCGUCGAGGCAAUGUACUGAUUCGAGGUGAGACGUUCAAUAUAUAUACAUAAUUUUUUGGCGAGAGUAUAGAGACUCGAGGAUCAGUACAGCGUCUCCCUUGUUGCCCUCCCCCCCCCCCCCCCACUCACAUGCGUGUAUUUAUCACAUAUUGGUACGAACAUGCCUGUACAUGUUAGUCCAAUUGAGAUUACUAUUUUCCUUUUUACAUCGCGUAUUACAAGACUCUCCCUACUAUUCCGACUCAUUCCUUGUAAAGAACGGAGCAAAAUUCCAUUUAGUGUAAGUAUUGUACU
Messenger RNA from Hylaeus volcanicus, 3493 nucleotides. It is a transcript of the gene Invadolysin, whose product is annotated as leishmanolysin-like peptidase. Lineage: Eukaryota; Metazoa; Arthropoda; Insecta; Hymenoptera; Colletidae. The transcript is spliced from 14 exons. Gene Ontology annotation, molecular function: metalloendopeptidase activity. The coding region runs from base 300 to 2306 and encodes 668 amino acids. The record is from RefSeq and is a predicted model, not a curated record. Gene Ontology annotation, cellular component: membrane; cytoplasm. Gene Ontology annotation, biological process: cell adhesion; proteolysis.